This is a messenger RNA of Chaetomium globosum CBS 148.51, 429 nucleotides long. RefSeq lists its product as uncharacterized. The transcript is spliced from 2 exons. The coding region runs from base 1 to 429 and encodes 142 amino acids. NCBI's taxonomy places the organism in Eukaryota, Fungi, Ascomycota, Sordariomycetes, Sordariales, Chaetomiaceae. The record is from RefSeq and is a predicted model, not a curated record.
AUGGCCAUACCGAGACCAUCUCGGACCUGCAAGGCCGUCAGCGUCCCCCUAAACGCACCGACAAUGCCCGAGAAGACCAAAGGCGUCAAAGGGCGGAAAAGCCACGGCAAACGGCCGGCCAAGUCCAAGGCGUCAUCCCCGAAUGAGAAACAGCAUCUCGCAGCCAUGGCAGGCCAGUUGGACACUCCUCUCCCUGGUGCCGUGCCCGGCACAGCCGACAGCGACGAGGGCGUUAUCUCGGAAGGAAACCUCGGGCGCGGUGAUGGCCAGAACAAGACAACGGCCCAGAUUCGCCUCGACGCAUGGAAUGAUGGCCUGCUGGACGGGUUCCUUAACCCCGGGACCCAGGAUGGUGUCUGCGAGGGCUUUACCACCUUGCAUCGCUGCAUUUCCAACUUUGCCAGGUCCAUGACCGAAGCUGUAGAUUAA